This is a messenger RNA of Cooperia oncophora, 697 nucleotides long. Lineage: Eukaryota; Metazoa; Nematoda; Chromadorea; Rhabditida; Trichostrongylidae. The record is from the annotation of a GenBank genome assembly.
AUGAUCUUUUGGCCAUUACAGGACGAUGCUUCCGAAUUGUCUGACUACUUAGCCUACGUCGUUUUUGUCCUCUACCAUCUCUCAUCCUAUUCGACAAGUCUUAUUGAGGAGGAACACGAUAUUUGGUAUUACGUUUCUUCAACGUUAAUUCUGCACAAAAUGGCUACCAUAGUAAGAACUCCGGAAAAAUCUGGAUAUUCUUCGGAAACGCGCUUAAAACUUCGGAGCGGCGUUGCACUACUAUGUCUUCACCGUUUGGCAAUGAGCUUCACGUCCCAUACCAGGAGAAGAUGGUCGAUGAGACAAGAUGUUCUACCCCCUCCAAUACUGCCUGAAUUCCGAUUCAACGUCCAAUUACUCGACGACUUUACGACAGAUCUCAACUUAUCAGAGCUCGCGAAAUGGAUGCCGUUUACAACAACAGUGCUAUGUGUUGGAUAUUUGGUCGCACGUGCGCGUCCGAGAAAUAGCGGCAUUCUGGUAUACGCCGUGUCUGCGGCCAUAUGCUUGCAAACAUUUUUGGACGACAGCAAACGGUUCAUGAUUGUCUACUUCAUAAUCGGAGGAGUCAUCAUCACUUUGCUGUCGUCUGCACCGUUGGCUGUUAUAUUGUACCUGAGCUAUUUAGUUCGUCCGGAGACACUUCCACUGCUCAUUAUUUCCUUUGAAAUGGGUGUUCGUGCAAGAAGAGUGUCCU